AUGGCUUCGAUCAUUCAAUGGAUUUCCUCUGUGAACAAGGCCAGGGACGAAGAUUCUUCGGAUUCUGAAGGGGUGAGUUGCGUAGGACAAAAAGCCUCUCCCAAUUCGAGUUUUAUAAUUUGUAACGUACAUUACAUACAAUUUAAAUAUUUUUAGUCCGAUGCUUCUUUCGAACGUGUUGAAAUCGAAGACGAUCUGCACGAUGAGAACCUGGAAACCUCCACCGAUCCUUCCGAUUUUGUGGACUCUGUUUCGAUCCAAGAUUUUGAUGCGAUUUCCCUUCGCACGGCUACUGAAUUUAGUGGUGAUUUUGAUAUCGCCUCUGUUCGUACAGCUAUUGAUACGACCCAAGAUUUUGAUGCUGUCUCUGUUCGUACUGCAGUUGAACCUACCCAAGAUUUUGACUCCCUCUCUCUUCGCACGGCUACUGAAUUUAACGAAGAUGCCGCCUCUGUUCUUACGGCUAUUGAACCGACCCAAGAUUUUGAUGCCGUCUCUGUUCGUACCGCUACUGAAUUCAACGAAGAUUUUGAUGCCGUCUCUGUUCGUACCGCUACUGAAUUCAACGAAGAUUUCGAUGCCGUAUCUGUUUGUACGGCGGUUGAACCGACUCAAGAUUUCGAUUCUGUCUCUGUUCAUACGGCUAUUGAAUUGAGCGAAGAUGCCGCUCAUCACAACUCUGACAUCCAAAUUCCCGCCAUUCCGACCUCUGUUCACGUGGAGCAACUUGAACCAAAGACUUCGAAUGAUUUGAUUCAAAGUGGACCUACUUUUCACAGUUUUUCUGACGGGAUCCAAGACGAUUUUGACGCAGUUUCUGUUCACACGGCCAUUGAAUUGGAUGACGAUGAGCUGAGAAACCCAAAACCAGCUGAAAACAUUGAAGAUCUUGCACCAAUGCUUGCGUCGAUUAAACUGCAUUUGGUUUCUGUGGAAAAGGCGAAGAAUACGAUCGCAGAGUUUGUUGCAACUUUUAAGAUGGGGAAAAUUGAGGAGGAGAAAAGUGUAAGUUGCAGAAAUUUAAAGAGCCAAAGUUUGAUGACGCCUAUUUUUUAAAUAUUUUACUUUUUUUCAGUCCGAAACUUCCUUCGAAUUUGUUGAAAACGAAACUGCCCAAGGAAAGGAACCGGAGUUGGAAUGGCGGACAGAAUCAUUUGUUCAAAACACAUGUGAAUCGCUCACUAGUGCUGGAAAAGCUGAAGAAUUGGAGGAGCUCGAACAAUUUGAUGAUGACAAUCUUUCCGUGGCCACAGGCAUCGAACUGGAAGAGGCUUUGCCCAGAAACAAUGACCCAAUUCCUCAAAAUAAGGAAGGAAUCGACGCUGUUGCCAGAUUGGUUGAGCAAUUACGUUUGAGAACAGAGAUGGAGAGAGAAAAGAGACGGGGAUACGAUGAGCCCAGAUUUGUGAUCGAUCGAGGAGAAAUCUCGGAUUCUACGGAGAGCGAGACUGGGGAUGAAUCUGAGACUUCGGAAGAAGAAUCGGAUGAGGAUUGCAGUUCUGAGGAAGGCGAGAGUUCAGAGGAAGAUGAAGAAUCAGAAUCCGACGAUUCAGAUGAUGAUGACGAUGACGAUGAGCAAAAUAAGGUCGAGGAAAUAGUUGCAGAAAAGACUUCAACUGGCACGGAAAUUGAGAAUGAUGACCAACAAAUCACUCAAGCUUCUCAAGUCUCCAAGGAACCUCAAAAUUCCACUCAACCGCCCCAGCCAACCUCUACAAUCAAGCCCUUCCAAUAUCGCCGUCGCUUCAGAAAUGGAAAAUCCAACAUCCGAGCCAUGGCCAAGUUUAGGGCUGUAGAAAAAUCGGAUUCCCAGACCUUUUUGGAAUGCAUCGAGUUGUUGGGAAUUGUAAGUAAAAAUUAGCUGGUAAUGAAUUUUACUUUUGCUUUCAGAUUUUCUUCGUUUUCGCCAGUGGACUCUUUAUGGGUUACUAUCAAAGGAAAAUAAUGGAUAAGAAAAUGGGUAGGUGAAACGAAAUAAAGGGCCAGAGUUGUUAAGAAUUACUGUUUUAGCUGUAGAGGACGAGUCGAAUUUACAUAAACGGAGUUUUAUUUUCAGAGCAAUUCAAAUCACCGUACACCCAAGAGCAAGUGAGAAAGAUCCAGGGAUUGGAGAAUAUGAGCAAAGAUCUUGCCGAGAGACUCCACCAACAGGAAACCCUUUCCCAUAUUCGUGAAGCAGCACUGGUAGAUAUGAAUACUCAACUCCAGGGUGCGAUGAAAGAAGUCAAGGAAAUUCAAGAAGCCCAGAGAAAUCAACUUGUCACCAACGCCUCUGACAAUCCUUAUUUUUCCAUCGGAUUCCGUCUUCAGCCCGCUGAAAUCACCGAAAAUGGAAUUAAAAUGGGAGGAAAGCAGUGGAGGUUAGCUUUGGCGUCCUUGGACAAGACAGAGAAGGCCCCGGCCAUCAACAGAAACAUCAUUUAUUAUCCAUCAUUGUGUGUUCAGAGACAGGGAAAAGAAUAUUGCCUUUAUCUGUCAUUUUGGUAUUAUAAAUAA
Messenger RNA from Bursaphelenchus xylophilus (pine wood nematode), 2496 nucleotides. NCBI's taxonomy places the organism in Eukaryota, Metazoa, Nematoda, Chromadorea, Rhabditida, Aphelenchoididae. The record is from the annotation of a GenBank genome assembly.